This is a messenger RNA of Galdieria sulphuraria, 1165 nucleotides long. Its product is annotated as diacylglycerol kinase. Lineage: Eukaryota; Rhodophyta; Bangiophyceae; Galdieriales; Galdieriaceae. Gene Ontology annotation, molecular function: ATP-dependent diacylglycerol kinase activity. Bases 8 to 1132 code for a protein of 374 amino acids. The record is from RefSeq and is a predicted model, not a curated record. The transcript has 3 exons.
CAGAGAGAUGGUCACUUUGGAAAGUAAUGUUGAACUUUAUUACAAGUCUCCCUCUCCUGCUUUGUGGAACAGUUAUUCCAAGUGUAACCAUUCGAAAGAUACUAUUUUGCAACUUGCUCUUAUUAAUCGUACAAGUGGCAGUCAACAAGGAAAAGAAUUGAUAGGUUGGUUACAACAGUUGCUAGGUGAAGAACGAGUUUUUUCGAUAUCCUCCGAGCAACAAGUGAGACAUGUAUUGGAAAUGAAUGUUUGCUGUAGUCAGUGGAAAAUACUUGUCUGUGGUGGCGAUGGAACUUGUAACCUUGUUGUACAGGUUUUACAGGUUUGUCCGUUGCAAGUCUGUAUGAUACAUAUUCCUAUCGGAACUGGAAAUGAGUUGGCUCGUUCGUUAGGUUGGGGUGGUUCAUGUCGUAGUUUUAUGAAGCUUCAACAGCUUGUAAACUAUGUCGAACUUGCAAAUAGAGAAGCUAUGGAUGUUUGGAACAUCAAUGUACAGACGUCCCAUGAAGAGUCAAAAAAGUUCCGUAAACCUACUUGUAUGAUAGGCUUUCUGAGUUUAGGUAUCGAUGCUCAAGUUGAAUUGUGUUUCAACGAGUCAAGAUGGAAGAAUCCUUCGGGUUAUCAAUAUACCUGGUUGAACAUAGCAAAAUACGGAUGGUAUGGUUUACAAACUAUGUGGAAGUGGACACAAGUUGCCGGUAUCCAUGAAUUUGUAGAUUCGUUUGAAAUGGAUAAUUACCCUUUGGAUAUUCCUGCAGAUAUUCAGUCCAUUAUCUUGUUGAACCUUCCCAGUUAUGGAGCAGGAGCCUUUCCUAUAAAGCAGAGUUCAAACUCUCCCAACCAGUGGAAAAUAUUUGGAAAUGAUAGAGUUUUGGAAGUUGUUGGAAUAACCAGUCUCUUUCAUUUCUUAAGCCUUGAGUUGGGUAUGUCUGCCAGAAAACUUGGUCAAGGAAGAAGCAUUUUCAUUCGACUCAAACAAAGUAAAUUACCACUUUCCGUUCAGGUAGAUGGGGAACCUUGGAGUUUGCGUUCAGGAACCAUUCAAAUCACUUCUAGCGAUAAACGACAAUGUUUUGCGUUGGGUCCUUCCUAUCAAAAGCAUUCAUCGCAUUUUGUUCAAUUUGCGGAAUAAAGCAAAGAAUCCUGUCUUCCUAAUGAUGUCAUG